Giardia duodenalis is the source of this 999-nucleotide messenger RNA. RefSeq lists its product as uncharacterized. The record is from RefSeq and is a predicted model, not a curated record. Bases 1 to 999 code for a protein of 332 amino acids. The transcript has a single exon. NCBI's taxonomy places the organism in Eukaryota, Fornicata, Diplomonadida, Hexamitidae.
AUGGACUUUAAUGGUGUUGUAUGCCCUACUGGGUUUUCUCGGCCCAUCACUUUCAUUCGUGGAUGUACUCUUUGUACUGCCCUCCAGGACACUCUUUUGUAUUCAGACGGCUGCAGCGUGUACAUGAUUAAGGAGUUAGACUCUCAAAAGCAGGAAGAAACCCCUGGUACCGCCAUAGAACCUCUCCAACUCAUUUUUCUAGACCAAAGGGAAGCCAUUACAGAUUCCGACCUCAUCAUCGUCCUACAUGCUCUUCCAGACGCACCAAAGAAGCACGUUGCCUUAGCCACGCUUGGUGGAGCUGUGUAUCUUGCAGAACUGGCAGACUCAAUGCUUUAUUUGGCGAUGCUCCAUCAAACAGAAUGUUAUGGGGCAAAAGCCUUUCUGUCGGGGAUUGUCAAGGGUCGAAAACUCCUUGGCGUUCUAUGCACGAGUGCAUCGCACCUAUUUAUCUUUGACGUAGAAAAGGCCACGCUGCUAUUUGAGACCUGUAUUGAUGUCGAUGUUCCUGUUUCAGGUGUAUUUUCUGGUAGCAAUCUAUACCUAGUUUGUAGGCAGUCUCUCAUUGCUUAUGAUGUCGUCUAUCAACAGGAUACCUCUGUUAGCGUGAUGUUUAAGUCCUUCGCACGGCUGCCGUUGAACGGCGCGCGGGUCCUUUGCUCGCGAUUUUCUCACUCGGGAAUAUUCCUUUUAGGUCUGAAUACGCGCCAAGUUUGCGCAGUAGAUAAGACAGGAGCGUCUGUUUCCACAUGGUGUAAGGUGAGCAAAUACGAACCGCUCUAUGUAUUGGACUCCAGAGGGACGACAGGCACUGAACGAAUUACCAUCGCGGCAGUCUCUAACGAGGUAACCACACAGCAGCAAGGUAGUAAGGAGCGUGUCAGUGAGUUUCGAACUGACGGGAUGAUCAUAGGCAUGGCAGAAACGGCCACCUUCCUCGUAUUUCUGACAGAAGAGACCAUUUACUUCUAUUUUAGAGAUAGGAAACAAGCGGAGUAA